AUGCUGGGGCUCCCGGCGGAGAAGUGGCGCCAGCACUUGGAGAGCGAGGACCGCCGGCGGGUCCUGGCGGAGUUUCUGGAGAGCCCCAGCCCCGCCUGCCUGGUGUUCGGCGUCGCUGCCGCGGGGCGGCUCGCGGCCUCCCGGGAGAUUCCAAGAGAUGCAAAACAUAAACUCAUUUAUGUUGCCAAGAAGAUUACGGAAAGCACUGGAAUAAAUGAUUUCUUUCAAACGGUUUUAUUUGGAGAGAUACCGGCCUCAUCUCUGGGACAUGUAACUGCUUUCCUAGAGGAGCUUCAGGCUCCUACUGUCCUCAAAAUGGUGAAGAUCCUGAAAACGAAACGAAGCAGCUAUUUCCCAGCUCUGAAGGACAUUUUCACGGCUGUGAAAAAUGCUCUCCUCGAAGCCCAGGACGUGGCGCUCUACCUGAGACCGCUGCGGAGGCACAUUCAGCGUCUCCAGGAGACGGAGUUCCCACAGACCCGUGGUCUGAUUGCCCCGUUAUUUCAUACCAUCUGCCUGAUCUGGAGUCAUUCCGCGUUUUACAACACCCCUGCUCGGGUCAUAGUUUUGUUGCAAGAGUUUUGUAAUCUCUUCAUCGAUCAGGCGACAGCCUACCUUUCACCUGAAGACCUUUUGAAAGGAGAAGUUGAAGACUCCCUGGAAAAGGUGCAGGUGGCCAUUCACAUCUUAAAGACUUUCAAAAGUUCUUUUUACAACUACAGAGGAGGACUGGGAAACUAUUUCAUGGGAAACAAGGAGGUGAAGCCAUGGGAUUUCCAGUCUCAGCUGGUGUUUUGUAGAUUUGACAAAUUUCUGGACCGUUGCAUGAAAAUAGAGGAUAUAUUUGUCACCAUAUUGGAAUUUGAAAAGCUGGAGAGACUUGAAUUUGGUGGUACCAAGGGAGCCAUUCUGAAUGGACAAAUCCAUGAGAUGAGUGAAGAAUUUAUGGAACUCUGUAAAAUUUUUAAACAGAGCACUUAUGACCCAUCCGAUUUCAAUAACACGGAAUUUGAAAGUGAUUAUGUUGUGUUUAAAUCCAAAACUUUGGAUUUUGACAGAAGGCUUGGGACAAUUCUUUGCGAAGGUUUCUUUAACUGCAAUGGUUUGGAGGCCGCAUUUAAGCUUUUGACCAUAUUUGGGAAUUUUCUAGAGAAACCAGUUGUCAUGGAAAUUUUCAGCCCACAUUACAGCUCACUGGUGCACAUGUUUAAUGCCGAGUUGGAUAUGUGUAAGCAACUGUAUAAUGAACAUGUGAAACAGAUUGAAUGUGGAAAUGUGGUUCUUCACAAGAACAUGCCAUUUACCUCAGGAAACAUCAAGUGGGCUAAAGAGGUCCUGGACCGACUCCAGGCGUUUUGGUCAAACUUCGCAUCUCUCCACUAUCUAUUCUUAGAAAGUCCUGAUGAUGCCUCAGUUCACCAGAAGUAUGUUGAAAUGACAGCUCUGCUAGACCAAUUUGAAAAUCGUAUCUAUAAUGAAUGGAAAAAUAACGUGGAUGAAAUCUGUGAAUUCAAUUUGAAUCAACCCUUGAUUAAAUUCAGUGCCAUAAAUGGUCUUCUCAGCGUCAACUUUGACCCAAAGCUGGUGGCAGUCUUGAGGGAAGUGAAAUACCUCUUGAUGCUGAGGAAGUCAGACAUUCCAGAUUCAGCCUUAGCCAUCUUCGAAAAAAGAAACACUAUUUUAAAGUACAUUGGCAACCUUGAGCUUCUGGUGCAAGCGUAUAACAAGCUGAAGCAGACUCUCCUGGAAGUCGAAUACCCUCUGAUCGAAGACGAGCUGAGGGCUGUGGACGAGCAGCUGCAAGCAGCCGCGGCAUCGCUGACGUGGCAGGAUGACUGCUGGGGGUACAUCGCGAGGGUGACAGAGGCCACCGCCGAGCUGGAGCGCAGAGUCGAGCGCACGCAGAGCAACGUGAGAGCCAUCCAGCAAACCAUGAGGGCGUGGGCCGAGUGCACGCUGCUCCCCAGGAGAGAGCACCGGAGGGAGGCCGCCCUCAUGUUGGAGGACAAGGGGGAUUUGUUCUCCAGGAAGUACAGGCUCAUCCAGGAGGACGGCUGCAGGAUACACAGCUUGGUGGAGGAAAAUAGGAAGCUCUUCAAGGCCAAUCCUUCUCUGGACACCUGGAAGAUUUAUGUGGAAUUCAUUGAUGACAUCGUGGUGGAAGGCUUUUUUCAAGCUAUAAUGCAUGACUUGGACUUCUUUCUGAUGAAUACGGAGAAGCAGUUGAAACCUGCACCAUUUUUUCAAGCACAAAUGAUCUUAAUGCCCCCAGAGAUUCUGUUUAAACCUUCUUUAGAAAGAGAGGCUGGGGAUGGCUUCUAUGACCUGGUGGAAGAAAUGCUGUGUAAUAGUUUCAGGAUGUCUGCCCAGAUGAAGCGAGUAGCAGCACACCUGGAAAUAGCAAAUUACCAGAAUGACAUGGAUAACAUGUUAGGCCUGGCGGAGGUCAGGCAGGAGAUAAUGAACCGAGUGGCAGGCGUCAUCAGCAAAGUCUUGGACUUCAGAAAUUCCCUGGACACGUACGCCUACCUCUGGGUGGAUGACCGGGCUGAGUUUAUGAAGCAAUUUCUCCUGUAUGGCCAGACUGUGUCAGCCGAGGAAUUGGAUGCUCAUGCAAAUGAAGAGAUCCCUGAACAACCACCAACCCUGGAACAAUUCAGGGAACAGAUCGACGUGUAUGAGGCUCUGUAUGUUCAGAUGAGCAAGUUUGAUGACUUCCGAGUGUUUGAUAGUUGGUUCAAGGUGGACAUGAAGCCUUUCAAAGUGAGCUUGCUGAACAUCAUUAAGAAAUGGAGCUGGAUGUUUCAGGAGCAUCUUUUGAGAUUUGUCAUUGACAGUCUGAAUGAGCUACAAGAAUUUAUAAAGGAGACAGAUGGCGGGCUCCAGAGAGAAUUAAGUGAAGGCGAUCACGAUGGCCUCAUUGACAUCAUGGGGCACCUUCUGGCUGUGAGAAGCCGACAGAGAGCGACUGAUGAACUCUUUGAGCCGCUGAAAGAAACCAUCACGCUCUUGGAAACCUAUGGCCAGAAGAUGCCUGAGCAAGUCUACAUUCAGCUCGAGGAAUUACCAGAAAGAUGGGAAACCACCAAAAAGAUUGCAGCAACGGUCCGACACGAAGUUUCACCUCUCCAGAAUGCGGAAGUCACACUUAUAAGGAAAAAAUGUAUUUUGUUUGAUGGGAAGCAGGCCGAGUUCAGAGAGAGAUUCAAACUCUACGCUCCUUUCGGUUUUCAUGCAGAAAAUCCAUACACAGUGCUUGAUAAGGCAAACCAAGAGCUUGAGGCAUUAGAAGAAGAAAUGUUACAGAUGCAAGAAUCGACGCGUCUUUUUGAAGUGGUUCUCCCAGAGUACAAGCCCAUGAAGCAGUGUCGCAGGGAAAUAAAACUGCUCAAGGGACUCUGGGAUGUCAUUGCGUACGUGAAAAGAAGCAUUGAUAAUUGGACCAAAACCCAGUGGAGGCAGAUUAAUGUGGAACAGAUGGAUGUAGAGCUCAGAAGGUUUGCCAAGGCAAGUUCCAUAACUGUCGGGUAUGACGAUUUAUCUUCCUCUGCACCACCUCCUUCCAUCUUCCCUGACCGGGAAAUCUGGUCACUAGACAAGGAAGUCCGAAUCUGGGAUGCAUACACCGGCCUGGAAGGCAUGGUGAAGGACAUGGCAACCUCCCUGAGAGCCGUCACGGAGUUACAGAGCCCCGCCCUCCGAGACAGGCACUGGCACCAGCUCAUGAAGGCCAUUGGGGUCACGUUUUCAAUAAGCGAAGCCACAACUCUGGCAGACUUGUUAGCCCUGCGGUUACACCAAGUGGAAGACGCUGUCCGGAGCAUCGUGGACAAAGCAGUGAAAGAACUGGGGACGGAGAAGUCUAGUUAUAACAGAAAUCAGUCUGACCUGGGCGACCAUGAAUUCUCUUACGAAGUUCAUUACCGGACAGGCAUUCCAUUACUAAAGUCUGAUGAACAACUUUUUGAAACUCUAGAGCACAACCAAGUUCAGUUGCAGACUCUGCUUCAAAGCAAGUAUGUGGAGUACUUCAUUGAGCAAGUCUUAAGCUGGCAAAAUAAACUGAACACAGCAGACUCCGUCAUCUUUAUGUGGAUGGCGGUCCAACGGACUUGGUCUCACCUGGAAAGCAUCUUCGCGUGCUCAGAAGAUAUUCGAAUCCAGCUUGUGGAAGAUGCUAGAAGGUUCGAUGGAGUAGACGCCGAGUUUAAGGAGUUAAUGUUCAAGACAGCUAAAAUAAAAAAUGUUUUAGAAGCAACAUGCAGACCUAAUCUCUUUGAAAAACUCAAAGAUUUACAGUACAGGCUUUCUCUUUGUGAAAAAGCUCUCGCUGAGUACCUGGAAACCAAGCGCAUGGCUUUUCCACGCUUCUAUUUCAUCUCUUCCGCAGACUUACUCGACAUUCUUUCAAAGGGAGCUCAGCCUAAACAGGUGACACGUCACCUGGCCAAACUCUUCGACAGCAUCGCAGACCUGCAGUUUGCAGACGACUCGGAUGUUUGUGCCCACAGAGCCAUUGGCAUGUUCAGCAAAGAAAAGGAAUAUGUCCCAUUCCAAGCCUUGUGUGAAUGCAGAGGCCACGUGGAAACGUGGCUUCUGCAGCUUGAACAGACUAUGCAGGACACAGUGCGACAUUCUAUCACCGAGGCCAUCGCGGCCUAUGAGGAGAAACCGAGGGAACUGUGGCUUUUCGAUUUCCCGGCUCAAGUCGCGCUAACCGGCUCACAGAUCUGGUGGACCACGGAUGUGGGAAUAGCCUUCAGCAGGCUGGAGGAAGGCUAUGAGACGGCCCUGAAGGAUUUCCACAAAAAACAGAUUUCUCAGUUGAAUGCACUGAUUGCACUUCUGCUGGGAGAGCUGCUCCCUGGAGACAGGCAGAAGGUCAUGACGAUUUGCACCAUAGACGUUCACGCCAGGGAUGUGGUGGCAAAGCUCAUUUCUCAGAAGGUGGUCAGUCCCCAAGCUUUUGCUUGGCUGUCUCAACUUCGUCACCAGUGGGAGGACUCCCGGAAACACUGUUUUGUUCAUAUCUGUGAUGCCCAGUUCCAAUACUUCUAUGAAUAUUUAGGAAACAGCCCUCGACUAGUGAUCACUCCUCUAACCGACAGGUGUUACAUUACUCUAACUCAGUCACUUCGCCUAACCAUGAGUGGGGCUCCCGCUGGCCCCGCGGGUACAGGGAAAACCGAAACCACCAAAGACCUUGGACGUGCCCUUGGCAUGAUGGUUUAUGUGUUCAACUGCUCAGAGCAAAUGGACUACAAAUCCAUAGGAAAUAUCUACAAGGGAUUGGUGCAGACGGGAGCUUGGGGCUGCUUCGAUGAGUUCAACCGGAUUUCUGUGGAAGUUCUGUCCGUGGUGGCCGUACAAGUGAAAAUGAUACACGAUGCCAUCAGAAACAGGAGGAAGAGAUUUGUAUUUCUCGGGGAAGCUAUCACACUGAAGCCAUCAGUUGGAAUAUUUAUUACCAUGAACCCGGGAUAUGCUGGUCGAGCCGAAUUGCCGGAAAAUCUCAAAGCUCUUUUCAGACCCUGUGCCAUGGUGGCCCCCGACAUUGAACUGAUCUGUGAAAUCAUGUUAGUCGCUGAAGGUUUCGUGGAUGCACGCGCGUUAGCCCGCAAGUUCAUCACGUUGUACACGCUCUGCAGGGAGCUCCUCUCCAAGCAGGAUCAUUAUGAUUGGGGACUUCGUGCUGUUAAAUCUGUCUUGGUUGUCGCUGGCUCCCUGAAACGAGGAGAUAAAAAUAGACCCGAAGAUCAGGUCCUCAUGAGAGCAUUAAGGGACUUCAAUAUGCCUAAAAUAGUGACCGACGACAUCCCCGUGUUUCUGGGCCUGGUUGGCGACCUGUUUCCAGCCCUGGACGUGCCCCGGAGGAGGGCGCCGCACUUGGAGCAGAUGGUCAGGCAGUCCACCCUGGAGCUCCACCUGCAGCCCGAGGAGAGCUUCAUCCUCAAAGUGGUCCAGCUGGAGGAGCUGUUGGCCGUGCGGCACUCCGUCUUCGUGGUUGGAAAUGCAGGCACGGGGAAGAGUCAGAUUUUGAGAACACUGUACCGAACAUAUGUUAACAUGAAACAGAAACCCAUUUGGAAUGACUUAAACCCUAAAGCUGUGACAACAGAUGAACUCUUUGGUUUCAUACAUCACACUACCCGUGAAUGGAAAGAUGGUCUCUUCUCAUCUAUUCUGCGAGAACAAGCAAAUCUUACACAGGAUGGACCAAAAUGGAUAGUCCUGGACGGAGAUAUUGAUCCCAUGUGGAUUGAAUCACUAAAUACUGUCAUGGAUGAUAACAAGGUGCUGACCUUGGCCAGCAAUGAGCGCGUAGCCCUUGCGCCCUCCAUGAGGCUGCUCUUUGAGAUCCAUCACUUACGGACAGCAACCCCGGCCACUGUUUCCAGAGCUGGUGUUCUGUAUGUGAACCCACAAGAUUUGGGCUGGAAUCCGUACGUGGCCAGCUGGAUCGACAGAAGGCAGCAUCAAUCAGAAAAGGCCAACUUAACGAUUCUUUUUGAUAAGUACGUGCCUGCGUGCCUGGAUAAGCUGAGGACGAGCUUCAGAACCAUCACCUCCGUUCCCGAGAGCAGCCUGGUGCAGACGAUUUGUGCUCUUCUGGAAUGUUUGUUGACUCCGGAAAACGUACCUUCCGACAGCCCCAAAGACGUGUACGAAGUCUAUUUUGUCUUCGCUUGUGUCUGGGCCUUCGGAGGUGCCCUGCUGCAAGACCAGCUUUCUGGUCAUCAAGCUGAAUUCAGUCGGUGGUGGCACAAAGAGAUGAAAGCAGUGAAGUUUCCAUCUCAGGGAACAAUCUUCGAUUAUUACCUGGACCACAAUACUAAGAAAUUUUUGCCUUGGACGGACAAAAUCCCCACAUUUACUAUGGAUCCAGAUGUCCCUCUGCAGAGAGUUCUGGUUCACACACCAGAGACAACUCGUCUCAGAUAUUUCACGGAGUUAUUGCUUGAGAAAGGACAACCGCUAAUGCUGGUAGGAUAUGCCGGCGUGGGAAAAACGGUCUUCGUUGGGGACACGCUGGCGAGUCUCUCUGAGGAUUACGUGGUGUCCCGCGUGCCUUUCAACUACCACACAACGUCUGCAGCUCUACAGAGAAUUCUUGAGAAACCUCUAGAGAAAAAAGCCGGUCGCAACUAUGGCCCAGGAGGAAAUAAAAAAUUGGUUUACUUUAUCGACGACAUGAAUAUGCCCGAAGUGGACUCGUAUGGCACCGUUCAGCCCCACACUCUCAUUCGACAGCACAUUGAUUACGGGCACUGGUAUGAUAGACAGAAGGUGCUACUUAAAGAAAUCCACAACUGUCAGUACGUGGCCUGCAUGAACCCGAUGGUGGGCAGUUUCACCAUCAAUCCCAGACUCCAGAGACAUUUCACAGUGUUUGCAUUCAACUUUCCAUCCCUGGAUGCUCUGAACACCAUCUACAGCCACAUCCUUAGUUUCCAUUUCCAGCAGCAAGCGUUCAGUCCAUCAGUUCUCAGGAGCGGCCCCACACUGAUACAGGCAGCAAUCGCGGUCCAUGCGAUGAUGGCACGUCACUUCGUACCCACGGCUGUUAGAUUCCACUACCUCUUUAACCUGAGAGACCUGUCCAGCAUCUUUCAGGGGAUUUUAUUUGCAUCUCCUGAAUGUCUAAAGGGUUCAAACGAUUUAAUACGCCUGUGGCUUCAUGAAUCUUCUCGUGUUUAUGGAGACAAACUGAUAGACACAAAGGAUUGUGAUUUGUUUCAGAAAAAAUUGCUGGAAACCGCCUGUAAAUAUUUUGAAGGUGUAGACAUCCAUGUCCUGCUUCAGCAGCCCCUCAUCUACUGCCACUUCGCCAGUGGUGGGGGAGACCCAUGCUACCUGCCAGUGAAGGACUGGGAGGGGCUGAAGGCGCUUCUCACAGAGUCGCUGGACAACUACAAUGAACUGAAUGCUGCCAUGCACCUCGUCUUAUUUGAAGAUGCCAUGCACCACGUGUGUCGCAUCAGCCGAAUCCUCCGGGCGCCUCAGGGCUAUGCCCUCCUGAUCGGAGUGGGCGGCAGCGGCAAGCAGAGCCUGUCCCGGCUGGCGGCCCACAUGUGCAGCCUGGAGGUCUUCCAGGUCACCCUGACCCAAGGCUUCGGGGUCCAAGAACUCCGGGUAGAUCUAGCCAAUUUGUUCAUCCGAACCGGAGCCAAGAACAUGCCCACUGUGUUCCUGCUGACAGAUGCCCAGGUUCUAGAUGAGAGCUUCCUCGUGCUGAUUAAUGACUUGCUGGCAUCAGGAGACAUCCCCGAUCUCUUCAGCGAUGAAGAUGUGGACAAGAUUAUUGCUGGAAUCCGCAGUGAAGUUCGUGGUCUGGGCAUGGUGGACUCCAGAGAAAACUGUUGGCAGUUCUUUUUGGCCAGGGUGCGGCUACAGCUCAAACUCCUGGACAAAGAUGCUAUUAGCUUGUUCAUGGCACAUGUUCACACCAGCGUCAAUGAAAUGAGUACCAGGUAUUACCAAAAUGAGAGAAGAUACAACUAUACCACCCCAAAGAGUUUUCUAGAACAAAUAUCCCUGUUUAAGAACCUGUUGAAGAAGAAACAAAAAGAGGUAUCCCAAAGGAAAGAGCACUUGGUGAAUGGCAUUCAGAAGCUGAAAACCACAGCCUCUCAGGUGGGAGAUCUCAAAGCCAGACUUGCCUCUCAGGAAGCCGAGUUGCAACUGAGAAAUCAGGAUACUGAAGCUCUGAUCGCCAAGAUCGGGCUUCAGACAGAGAAAGUGAGCCGGGAAAAGGCCAUCGCCGAUGCCGAGGAGCAAAAGGUGACCGCCAUUCAGACCGAAGUGUCCCAGAAACAGAAAGAGUGUGAGGCCGACUUGCUCAAGGCUGAGCCUGCUCUGGUGGCUGCAACAGCUGCACUCAACACACUCAACAGGGUCAAUCUCACCGAGCUGAAAGCCUUUCCCAACCCUCCGAACGCGGUCACCAACGUGGCUGCGGCUGUGAUGGUCCUCCUGGCUCCCCGGGGCAGGGUGCCAAAAGACCGGAGUUGGAAAGCCGCGAAAGUCUUCAUGGGAAAGGUUGAUGAUUUCUUGCAAGCGUUAAUUAACUACGACAAAGAGCACAUUCCAGAGAACUGUCUAAAAGUGGUGAAUGAACAGUAUUUGAAAGACCCGGAGUUCAAUCCCAGCCUGAUUCGGACCAAAUCUUUCGCAGCAGCGGGCCUCUGUGCCUGGGUCAUCAACAUCGUCAAGUUCUAUGAGGUCUACUGUGACGUGGAGCCCAAACGCCAAGCAUUGGCCCAAGCGAACUUAGAAUUGGCUGCAGCUACUGAAAAGCUAGACGCGCUCAGGAAAAAGCUUGUGGAUCUGGAUCGAAAUCUGAGCCGACUCACAGCUUCGUUUGAAAAGGCAAUAGCUGAGAAGGUUCGGUGCCAGGAAGAGGUGAACCAGACAAACAAAACCAUUGAACUGGCCAACAAACUUGUCAAGGAACUGGAGUCAGAGAAGAUUCGCUGGGGUCAGUCUAUACAAUCCUUUGAAGCUCAAGAGAAGACACUCUGUGGCGAUGUUCUCCUGAUGGCAGCCUUUGUGUCUUACGUCGGAUCCUUCACGAAGCAGUAUCGCCAGGAGCUGGUGGACUGCAAGUGGGUUCCCUUUCUUCAGCGAAAGGUUUCCAUUCCAAUAACUGAAGGCCGGGAUUUGAUUGCCAUGUUGACGGACGAUGCUACCAUUGCCGCCUGGAAUAACGAAGGCCUGCCCAGUGACAGAAUGUCAACCGAAAACGCCACAAUCCUAACACACUGUGAGCGCUGGCCCCUGCUGAUAGAUCCCCAGCAACAGGGAAUUAAGUGGAUCAAGAAUAAGUAUGGGACGGACCUGAAAGUCACACAUUUGGGCCAGAAAGGGUUUUUGAAUGCCAUUGAAACGGCUCUGGCCUUUGGAGAUGUCAUCCUAAUUGAAAACCUCGAGGAAACGGUAGAUCCGGUCCUUGACCCACUGCUCGGCAGGAACACGAUUAGAAAAGGAAAAGCCAUGGGGCAGGCUGACAGGGUGGGGGACACGCAGGGGCGCGUCUCGGUCCUCAUGGAGAGCAUCACCCACGCCAUCUUCCUCCACACCAGCCGGGCGCUGUUUGAGAAGGACAAGCUCACCUUCCUGUCCCAGAUGGCUUUCCAGAUUUUGUUGAGAAAGGAAGAGAUAGACCCUGGUGAAUUGGAUUUCCUGCUUCGAUUCACAGUUGAACACACUUACCUGAGUCCUGUCGACUUUCUAACUACUCAAUCAUGGAGUGCCAUUAAGGCAGUAGCCCUUAUGGAAGAAUUUCGAGGCAUAGACAGAGACGUGGAAGGAUCUGCCAAGCAGUGGAGGAAGUGGGUAGAAUCCGAGUGUCCGGAAAAAGAAAAGUUACCGCAAGAAUGGAAGAAGAAAAGUUUAAUACAGAAGCUGAUUAUCUUGAGAGCAAUGCGCCCUGACAGGAUGACCUAUGCGCUCAG
Messenger RNA from Myotis lucifugus (little brown bat), 10454 nucleotides. It is a transcript of the gene DNAH11, whose product is annotated as dynein axonemal heavy chain 11. Gene Ontology annotation, molecular function: ATP binding; minus-end-directed microtubule motor activity; dynein light intermediate chain binding. The annotation marks the transcript as partial. The record is from RefSeq and is a predicted model, not a curated record. Lineage: Eukaryota; Metazoa; Chordata; Mammalia; Chiroptera; Vespertilionidae. Gene Ontology annotation, cellular component: dynein complex. The transcript is spliced from 65 exons. Gene Ontology annotation, biological process: microtubule-based movement.